AUGGAAUCAUCACCUGGCCACCGCCACCACCACUGUGGAGACUGGAACCUACAGAAAGGUGGAAGAAGGACCUACCGCCUGAGCCAUCACCAGAAGCUCAUACCAAGUUUCAACGCCGAGACUCCACCCAACGGCGCGGCAGCAGCGUAA
Molecule: messenger RNA, 150 nt
Organism: Cladocopium goreaui
Lineage: Eukaryota; Dinophyceae; Suessiales; Symbiodiniaceae
Source: the annotation of a GenBank genome assembly